Messenger RNA from Suhomyces tanzawaensis NRRL Y-17324, 1305 nucleotides. RefSeq lists its product as uncharacterized. The transcript has a single exon. Gene Ontology annotation, biological process: protein folding. Gene Ontology annotation, molecular function: protein disulfide isomerase activity. NCBI's taxonomy places the organism in Eukaryota, Fungi, Ascomycota, Pichiomycetes, Serinales, Debaryomycetaceae. Gene Ontology annotation, cellular component: endoplasmic reticulum. The record is from RefSeq and is a predicted model, not a curated record. The coding region runs from base 22 to 1161 and encodes 379 amino acids.
CAGGUACUAUCAAUAACCACGAUGAGAUUCCUUGCCAUCCUGCUCUUUGUGGCAUGUGUGCUAGCGUACACGUCUUCCCCAAAUCUCGGCCAGGUGAAUGACAAAAACUUCAAGGAUGAAGUGGUCGACUCUGGCAAGUAUGUGUUUGUCGACUUCUAUGCCGACUGGUGCCGUCAUUGCAAACAGUUGAUGCCCGUGAUUGAGCAGCUCGCCGACAUAUUCGAACCAUACAAUGACGUGCUCAAGAUUGUAAAGAUCAAUGGUGAUAAGGAUGGUCGUAAAAUGGCCAAGAAGCAUGCCUAUCAAGGUUACCCCACCAUGAAGCUUUUCCAUGGUGCCGACGAACCCAUCGAGUAUGAUGGAGGCAGAGACGUCGAGUCGAUUAGCAAUUUCCUCCAACAGAUCACAAAGAUCAGGUUGCCUGGCGGCGAGAUCAAGGACAAGGAAGAAAUUAUCAAGGUGUCAGAGCAGCUCGACAAAUCAAAUAUUGCCAAGUUAAAUGACUUCAGCUUCGAGAAGGAGGUUUUGGAAGCAAAUCAUAAGACUGUGGUGGUGUUCUCUGCUACGUGGUGUCCUAACUGUGAAAAUUUGAAGCCCACGUUGGCAGAAUUGGCCGAUACUAUUUAUUUCAACGAUAGAGACGUUGUUCGGUUUGGAAAGGUAGAGCUUGAUACAGAACCCGCCGAAAAGAUCGCAGACAGAUAUGGAAUCAAUGCAUUGCCUAGUAUUCUUUUCUUUGAUCCAGCCGGGGAAAAGCCAUUGUGGUUCGAAGGUGAUAGAAAUUUGGGAGCAUUGAUCGAGCAAAUCAACAAGUAUACUGGUUUGCAUAGAACCGUCGAAGGAAGGCUUUUAAAGACCGCAGGAAGAGUCGAUGACCUUGACUUGCUCAUUAAGGAAAAGCUACUUGCAAAUGGUGUCGACAAGACCAUCGUAGGGGUAGAGCUUUUGGCCCAGCUUCAAAAAUUCGAAAGCGUCUCAGAUUCGUCACUGAUCAAUUACUACAAGAAGUUGAUCAACAAGGUGAUCAACGGGGAAGACCACUUUUUCCAAAAGGAAUUAGACAGAUUAAGUAAGAUUUUGGCCAAUGAUAUUGACAAAUUGCAAUCAACAACCAUUGAUUCCAUGGAGAAGAGAUCCAAUAUUCUCAAAGUGUUCUUGUGAGGGUUAAGGCUGAAAAAUCUUGUAUAAAUUAAAUGUGAAUGAGUUGUUCCGUGAAAUUGUAGAAGAGGACUGCCAUGCUUCAGUUUGAAAUAAAGUUAAGUAAAUAGAGAACUUUUGUUAGAGAGAAAUUUCCUAGAAACUGCC